Messenger RNA from Aethalodelphis obliquidens (Pacific white-sided dolphin), 5867 nucleotides. RefSeq names its product mitogen-activated protein kinase 10 (gene MAPK10). The record is from RefSeq and is a predicted model, not a curated record. NCBI's taxonomy places the organism in Eukaryota, Metazoa, Chordata, Mammalia, Artiodactyla, Delphinidae. The transcript is spliced from 14 exons. Gene Ontology annotation, biological process: protein phosphorylation. Gene Ontology annotation, molecular function: ATP binding; MAP kinase activity. Bases 1057 to 2337 code for a protein of 426 amino acids.
ACUAGGAUACUGUGUCCCCUAGAAAUGUCAGAGCUCAUUUGGGAGAAAAAGAUAUAUCAUCAAAAAUGAGCAUGGCAAUGUAUUUAGCAGAAUUUAUGUAUUUGUGCCUGCAGCAAAAUAAAUGUGAUUUAUUGGAAAAUCUUCAAGUAAAUCAAGACUAGAGCUAUUUAAAGAAAAUUACAUAUAUAUAUUUCUUUUUUCCCUCUCCCUUUAAGUCUAGAGACUGAGUCUCUGUUUUUACCCCCUUAAAGGCAUAAUUUCCUAGGGUCCUGUAAUUUAACCACAGAAAAAGAAUGGCUUAUCCCAUGGCAGUUGGCUCUGAAGCAAUCACAAGGUUGUUUACAUGGACUGUCUUUGCUGCAGAGCCUGACAGUGUCUUUACAGCAGCCCUGCCUGCUUUGGUGUGUUGACAAUAACUUUUAUGAACAAACUGGAUAGAGUCAGGCUAAGUCCUAUGGGACAGGCCACAGUUCAGACUGAAGGAAAUUGGGUCUAAGUGCACCAGGCAUUGCCAACCCAAUAUCCAAUUUCUCCCUCUGUCCCUAGUCUGCUAGUUGUCAGACCCUGAAAGACCUCACAGAAUGCUGAUCCAUGUAUUAAAAUGGUUGCAGGAAAGGCCUGCAUUUGUCUCAGAGAGGCUUCUGUAAAUUUUCUGCCUUGGGUGAAUUUUUGUGUUAUAAAUAUAGACAGUGAUGCUCAUGCCCAUGAAUGAGCUCGCAAGCUUCCGACUCCACUUUGGAGCCAUUGGAUUAUUGGGGCCGGACAGUUUGGAUGUAGCAGUUUUGCUGUCUCUGGCUAGCUUGAGAAACACCAACAGCAGGACCACCUCAGAUCUUUGUUAUGGCAACUCAGGCAAGAAGCUGUUGAAUUAGACCCAUUUCCUGUAGAUGAGAAACCAUACAAGCAGUGGUAUUUAUGAGCCUCCAUUUAUUGUACUACUGCAGUGAACCAACCUUGGAUGUGAAAAUUGCCUUUUGUCAGGUGUGUGUUCCUUACAGGUAAAACAAGGGAUUCGAUAAACAAGUGGAUGUGUCAUAUAUUGCCAAACAUUACAACAUGAGCAAAAGCAAAGUUGACAACCAGUUCUACAGCGUGGAAGUGGGAGACUCAACCUUCACAGUUCUCAAGCGCUACCAGAAUCUAAAGCCUAUUGGCUCUGGGGCUCAGGGAAUAGUUUGUGCUGCGUAUGAUGCUGCUCUUGACAGAAAUGUGGCCAUUAAGAAGCUCAGCAGACCCUUUCAGAACCAAACGCAUGCCAAGAGAGCUUACCGGGAGCUGGUCCUCAUGAAGUGUGUGAACCAUAAAAACAUUAUUAGUUUAUUAAAUGUCUUCACACCCCAGAAAACGCUGGAGGAGUUCCAAGAUGUUUACUUAGUAAUGGAACUGAUGGAUGCCAACUUGUGUCAGGUGAUUCAGAUGGAGUUAGACCACGAGCGAAUGUCUUACCUGCUAUACCAAAUGUUGUGUGGCAUCAAGCACCUUCACUCUGCUGGAAUUAUUCACAGGGACUUGAAACCAAGUAACAUUGUAGUCAAGUCUGAUUGUACAUUGAAAAUCCUAGACUUUGGACUGGCCAGGACAGCAGGCACAAGCUUCAUGAUGACUCCUUAUGUGGUGACACGUUAUUACAGGGCCCCCGAGGUUAUUCUGGGAAUGGGCUACAAGGAGAACGUGGAUAUAUGGUCUGUGGGAUGCAUUAUGGGAGAAAUGGUUCGCCACAAAAUCCUCUUUCCAGGAAGGGACUAUAUUGACCAGUGGAACAAGGUAAUUGAGCAACUAGGAACACCAUGCCCAGAAUUCAUGAAGAAAUUGCAACCCACAGUAAGAAACUAUGUGGAGAAUCGGCCCAAGUAUGCAGGACUCACCUUCCCCAAGCUCUUUCCAGAUUCCCUCUUCCCAGCGGACUCUGAGCACAAUAAACUCAAAGCCAGCCAAGCCAGGGACUUGUUGUCAAAGAUGCUAGUGAUUGACCCAGCAAAAAGGAUAUCAGUGGACGACGCCUUACAGCAUCCGUACAUCAAUGUGUGGUAUGAUCCUGCCGAAGUGGAGGCGCCCCCACCCCAGAUAUACGACAAACAGCUGGAUGAAAGAGAACACACCAUUGAAGAAUGGAAAGAACUUAUUUACAAGGAAGUCAUGAAUUCAGAAGAAAAGACUAAGAAUGGUGUUGUGAAAGGACAGCCUUCUCCUUCAGGUGCAGCAGUGAACACCAGUGAGAGUCUCCCUCCAUCCUCGUCUGUCAACGAUAUCUCCUCCAUGUCCACCGACCAGACCCUGGCAUCUGACACUGACAGCAGCCUGGAAGCCUCGGCAGGACCCCUGGGUUGUUGCAGGUGACUAGCCGCCUGCCUGCGAAACCCAGCGUUCUUCAGGAGAUGAUGUGAUGGAACACACACACACAGACACUCACGCACACACACAAACACAGACAUGCAACGACAAGAAAACAGCAAGGGAGAGAAUCCAAGCCUAAAAUUGAAACAAAUCUUUCAGCCUGCUUCUUCUCCAGAGUUCUGUAUUGCAGCUAAGCCAAAUGUAUAUUUAACUUCUAGUUGCUCUUGCUUUGGUCUUCUUCUAACGAUGCUUACUACAGAAAGCAAAUCAAACACAAUUAGAGAAGCCUUUUCCAUAAAGUGUAAUUUUAAUGGCUGCAGAACCAGCGACCUAUAACUGCCCUUUCAAAUGGCAUGACAAGGUGUGCAGUGGUCCCAUCCAGCAUGUGUGUGUCUCUAUCUUGCAUCUACCUGCUCCUUUUGGCCUAGUCAGAUGGAUGUAGAUACAGAUCCGCAUGUGUCUGUAUUCAUACAGCAUACUUACUUAGAGAUGCUACUGUCCGUGUCCUCAGGGCUCUACCAAGACAUCACGCACUGGGGUACCACAUGGUCCAUUUCAUGUGAUCUAUUACUCUGACAUAAACCCAUCUGUAAUAUAUUGCCAGUAUAUAAGCUAUUUAGUUUGUUAAUUGAUUAAGCUGUAUGUCUUACAAGAAAACAUGUAAAGGGGGGAACAUGGGGGGAGUGAGCUCUCUUGGACCCUUGAAGAUGUAGCUUCCAAAUUUGAACUGAUUAAAUGGCACCUGUAUACCAAUUUCUAGAAAGAACAUAUGUGAUGCUUAUGUACAGUGUGGGGUGGGAGGGGGUAACAGUUUCCAGGUGCUAAAUGUGUUUUGACCUUUAGAAGGAAGGCAGGAAUAAAGGCUGAGGGUCUUUUCUCUGAUAGAGAGUGGUGGGGCAGUGCGGAGGAAGGCCUGAAGGAGAUUAUUAGCCAGAUACUAGGAGACACCGACAUUCAUAUUUUAGAAAGGAGACCCCAUUUGCUGUUUACAAAUUAUGUGUCACAACUGUCAGGUGAAGAGGCAGGGUUAGUGUGUACAUAUCUGAUGGUAAGAACCCUUCCCUGAAACAGAGUGGAAUUGCUUCCGUACGGUAUCCCUAUGAGCCUACAUAGGCUAUUUUUAGAUUGUAGGUUGUGUUUUCCAUGAGUGUGCUACUUUCCAGGUUUAUACCUUGCCAAGGUCUUAUUUAGAGAAGAAAUAUUACUGCCCUCUUCUAGAAUUAAAAAAAGAAAUUACUUAAAAAAUACCCAAAGCCCAGGGUGAUCCUCAGGUUAGCCUUUGAAAACAUUUCCACAGACAUUCCUCAGGGGUUUCCGCGACUCCUUAAUAUGGCUGAUGUUUCAUGUUUAUUUGUUUAUUUCAUACAUUUCAACAAUCCAAGAAGGGCUGAUCAUCUGAGUUUUGUACCGCAGGUGACAUGACAGCAAUAACUCUGCCCAUAAGUUACUGCUGCUAAGUAGCUUUAGCAAUAGAGUGUCUUAAAAGCCAUGAAGCAUUUAUGUCAAUGUUUAGCAAAAUCUCCUGAAUUUAGCUCAAAUUAAAUGAAAGUGCUUUCCUGGGCACUUAAGGAGGCACUGUGAAACAUCCUGGUUCUAUACAAGGCGAUACCAGGGUGACUUCUCAGCAAUAAUAGGGACCAGGUCGAGGCUUCUCUUCUUAUUCACUUUGGUGAAGUAUUCAUCACAGCUCUUUGCACUCUGACCAUUUUGGUGCUCACCAGUGCGGUGGUAUUUCACCUGAAGAAGAAGUGAAACGCAUGGGAUGGGUGGUUGAUAUGUGUGAGAUGACUGGCAAAUGGAAUCCCUUUGAAAACAGAGCAGACAAGAAUGCCAGUGCUCUGAAAACUGCCUUAAACACAACAGUAGGAAAGCUGUGUCUCUUUUCAAGCAAUAGAGUCAACCCUGACCAUCGCCAUGGGAGCAAUGCUGCCAUUUAUGGUAUUGCUUCACACAGUAGGAUUCAUGACAAGAGGUCAUUUGUUUCAAAUGGAGAGAAAAAACGUUAGACUGUGCCGCUUGUCUCCUGGAAUAGCAGGGGCCCAGUUUCUCUAUCUUGCUGCCAGAGUUUUUGAUUAAUAUUGCAGACAACCUGAUUUUAAAAAUGCUUCCCCAAUCACAUGAGCUUUCUCACUUUUCUUUCUGUCACACUCCCCCAACCCCCUUUCCCCCUUUUUAAAGCUUCUCUUCUCUGUAUUCCCUUUUCUUUGCUUAUCUUCUUUCUCCAUGCUCUUCUCUUGCUAUACCUGUGGCCUUUCCACUCCCGGCUCUUUAACCACACAGGAUUGAGUGCAGAGAGCAGGCAGCUGUUGAAAUAGAGUCACAAGGGAAAUUUCAUCAGCCACAAAAUGACAUCAGAAAACAGAAGAAAAUCUCCAGCCAGCAUCUUAGAACUGCUUGAGAGUUAGACUCUCUCAUGUCUGCGGAAGUGAUUUUUUUUUUUUCAAUCAGAUGAAACAAGGCAAGAACUAGCCAAUGCCCCUCCCCUGCUAUUGCCACCUUCCCUAAACUCUACUAGUCUGAUCUCUCCUGUUGUAUGGCUCUUGGGGGCUGAUUCCCUUUAGCCAGAACUCCCUAUGGACAAGAAAAAAUGAAACAAAUCUUUCAUAGUGAAAUAUCAUGUACAAAUUGAGCUAAGGGUUAGCUUCUUGACUGCUUAUAGAGUUAAUUUUCCUAGGUUGUCAAAGCAAGACAGGUGAUGGGCCAAGAAAGAGAAUAAUCAUUUCAAAACCCCGCUGGUCCUUCACAAUCUUGGGUCCAUUUUAUUAUAGUAUCUUCAGGAGGUGAUUAUGUUAUUACCAAAUUCAGAGAAUAUACUAUGUUCUGCACUGAGUCUUCUUUUCUUAAAAAAAAACCAAAUGUUUCCUGUAUAGUCACCUAUUACUUCCAAAGGACUCUCUUGCUUUUCAGGCAGGGAAGUGUCAAGUCACCUGGUCUAUAUUCUUGGAAAAAGUGAAGGUCCUGCCUGUAGUUGGGGGCUUCCUUUCAGAAUGUGAAAUUGGCACACUGAGAGGCCUAACCUGUCACUUCCUAUAGGGCAAGUAGUUUCACAGCAAUCCUUAAAGAAGUGUUUUAUAGUAUUUUGUAGGAGGGAUAGCUGUAUGCCUAUGCACAGGAGGAACUAGAUUGUUGGGAGAUCUUGGCAAAACCACCACUACCAGUUUGAUUUUUUUAUAUGUAUUUUGUGGGCCAAUGUGUUAAAAAGAGAUACAUUGGCCUUACAACCAAAUUUCUUCUUGUGGAAUAAAAACUGAUAAUAAUCUUGCAUCUUCAAGAAUCUGAUGACUGAGCUUUGAGGGAAUGUACCCCACAGGUGGACCAGAGUCUGGUCAGUUCCCUCCAAUUGGAGUAAACUAUUUAAUUGAGGGCCAAGGAGCUGGAUAGUUUUUUUCUCAAUCUUUUAUCAUUAUCAGAAAAUUAUUACCUGUGGAUACUGAUAGCAGCUGACUGAUAAAUCCGAAAAUAGGCCUUGGCAAAUGGAAUAAAUAGAAUAGGUGAGAUUACAUAAAGCCUUUUAUGACCUGCCAGGGAAAAAA